Molecule: messenger RNA, 756 nt
Organism: Cladocopium goreaui
Lineage: Eukaryota; Dinophyceae; Suessiales; Symbiodiniaceae
Source: the annotation of a GenBank genome assembly
AUGGCUCAUAUUCUCUCAGACGCCUGCGUGGUGUUAGUGCUUCUUGUAAAGAAACCGGCCCUGCCGGUCGAUGCCAAAAGAAAGUCCCAAGUCGAAGCGGGGGAAGCACCUGGGGAGAACUUGGAGAACACCUGGAGGAAGCUUCAGGCUGUGCCGCAAAAAGCCAUUGCUGUGCCAACUCAAAACGCGGUGGUCUGGAGCCAGCAGAAGGUGUCACGCCCUCAAAGUGCCCCUUCCAGGCGCGAGGAGCAGUCCGAACUGGCCAAAAUCCCAUCGACCAGCAAAAGGAGGCCCACCACUUCAGAUCGCUUCCGUGGCGCCAAGUGCCCAGUGGAACGAAUGGAGCGACCAGGUUUGCAACGUAGCGGAACACGGAACAGCCUGCUCUCUGAGGAGACAUACCAUGGAACCAUUGACCUCACAGGUCCCGGCUCGUCCACAGCGGCUUCCCGGGGAUCCGUGGAAUUUCAGCCCGAAGGUGAGCAGUUCGCCAUUGAGCAUCCGCAGCAAUCCAGGCACCAGCGACCACGUUCGCGGCCGAGCAGCGCGCCUAAUCUUAGGCAAUCGCCGACUCCUACGCAGCAGCUAGGAGUUACUGAGGUGAAGGAGUGGAUGACGUCCGGUCGAUCUCCAUGGCAUCCGCGAAAGGACGCACGUUCAGUGGUGAACUACAAGAGUAGUGCCCAUUCUGGUGCCACCAAGCGCUACGUGGUUCGUACGGACAACCCCAUGGAGGCGCUUCGGAAGCCAAUCUGA